Messenger RNA from Arthroderma uncinatum, 2565 nucleotides. RefSeq lists its product as uncharacterized. NCBI's taxonomy places the organism in Eukaryota, Fungi, Ascomycota, Eurotiomycetes, Onygenales, Arthrodermataceae. Gene Ontology annotation, cellular component: COPI vesicle coat. Gene Ontology annotation, molecular function: protein binding; structural molecule activity. Gene Ontology annotation, biological process: retrograde vesicle-mediated transport, Golgi to endoplasmic reticulum; endoplasmic reticulum to Golgi vesicle-mediated transport; intracellular protein transport. The record is from RefSeq and is a predicted model, not a curated record. The transcript is spliced from 6 exons. The coding region runs from base 1 to 2565 and encodes 854 amino acids.
AUGCGGUUCGACGUCAAGCGACAACUCUUUGCUCGCUCCGAGCGAGUCAAGGGGAUUGACUUUCACCCCACAGAGCCAUGGAUCUUGACAACGUUAUAUAGCGGCCAUGUCUAUAUCUGGUCCUACGAGACUCAGUCGAUUAUCAAAACCUUUGAGCUUACCGAUGUCCCCGUACGAGCCGGUCGAUUCAUUGCGCGGAAGAACUGGAUUGUUUGUGGCUCGGAUGACUUCCAACUGCGGGUAUACAACUACAAUACCUCGGAGAAGAUUAUAUCUUUUGAGGCACAUCCCGAUUACAUUCGAUCGAUCGCCGUUCACCCAACACACCCGUUUGUGUUGACCGCAUCCGAUGAUAUGACCAUUAAGUUGUGGGAUUGGGACAAAUCAUGGAAGUGCGUACAGGUUUUUGAGGGUCACAGCCACUAUGUGAUGGGUCUCGCCAUCAAUCCAAAGCAUACCAACACAUUUGCUUCGGCCUGUCUUGACAGGACUGUCAAGAUAUGGAGUCUGGGCUCACCUACUCCAAACUAUACUCUUGAAGCACACGAGACCAAGGGUGUAAACCAUGUCGAGUACUACCCACAGGCCGAUAAGCCAUAUCUUCUCACGACCUCUGACGACAAGACUGUGAAAAUCUGGGAUUACACCACAAAGGCAUUGAUUGCUACCCUGGAGGGCCAUACCAGCAACGUAUCGUUUGCCUGUUACCACCCAGAACUCCCGAUCAUUAUUUCCGGUUCUGAAGAUGGAACAAUUAAGCUCUGGCAUGCGAAUACCUACAGGCUCGAACAGUCUCUUAGUUAUGGCCUGGAGAGGGCAUGGUGUGUCAGCUAUCAACGUGGCAAACAGGGUAUUGCAAUGGGUUUUGACGAUGGAGCUGUGGUUGUUAAAAUGGGUAGGGAAGAGCCUGCCGUAUCUAUGGAUGGCUCUGGCAAGAUCGUCUUGGCUAGACACAACGAAGUCGUUUCUACUGUUAUCAAGGGCGGUGACUCAAGUCUGAAAGACGGUGCGCCUCUUUCCCUGCCCACAAAGGAUCUUGGGUCCUGUGAAAUAUACCCACAGACCUUGGCCCAUUCGCCGAAUGGAAGAUUUGUUUCCGUUUGUGGGGAUGGUGAAUAUAUCAUCUAUACCGCCCUUGCCUGGAGGAACAAGGCUUUUGGUCAGGCAUUGGAUUUCGCAUGGGGCUCCAAGGACAACAGCAAUGACUAUGCCAUUCGAGAGUCAUCUACAAGCGUUAAAAUAUUCCGAAAUUUCAAAGAAAAGAGUGGCGGGCUCGAUGUUGGCUUCCAGGCUGAGGGUCUGAGCUCUGGUGUCCUCCUUGGGGUCAAGGGUCAAGGUGGUAUCGGAAUGUUUGACUGGGAGACCGGUAACCUUGUUCGACGGAUAGAAGUCGAUCCUAGAGCGGUAUACUGGUCAGAAUCAGGAGAACUGGUCACCCUUGCAUGUGAUGAUAUCUUCUAUGUGCUUCGCUUCUCACGAGAGAAUUACAUUGCAGGCCUCAAUGCCGGAGAGGCUGACGAGGAUGGAGUUGAAGCUGCUUUUGAAGUUGUUACCGAUGUUAACGAAACCGUCCGCACCGGUGAAUGGGUUGGGGACUGUUUUAUUUAUACAAACUCGACCAACCGACUGAACUACUUGGUCGGAGAUCAGACUUACACCAUUUCACACUUCGACCAGCCCAUGUAUCUCCUUGGAUACCUCCCACGCGAUGGACGAAUUUACCUUGCAGACAAAGAUCUCGCUACUGUCUCGUUUGCCCUCUCACUUUCUGUCGUCGAGUACCAAACUCUAGUGUUGCGAGGUGACAUGGACUCCGCGACCGAGCUACUAGAGGAUAUCCCCCAGGACCAGAUGAACAAGAUUGCCCGAUUCUUGGAAGGCCAGGGCUAUAAGGACCUUGCCCUCGAGGUCGCCACCGACCAAGAACAUCGCUUUGACCUUGCUCUCGGUCUCGGAAAACUUGACAUUGCCCUUGAAAUUGCCAAAAUAACAGACGUUGAACACAGGUGGAAGACAGUCGGUGAUGCAGCUCUGACGGCCUGGGACCUCUCCCUGGCUGAAGAAUGCUUUACAAAUGCCAAAGAUUUAGGAUCCCUGCUCUUGCUACAUUCGUCAAGCCGCAGCACCAAGGGCCUUCAAAAAUUGGCUGAACAAGCAAAGCAGGUCGGCUCGCAUAACAUCGCAUUCUCAGCUCUGUGGCAAUUGGCCGAUAUAGACGCUUGUAUUGACCUCCUUGUUCAAACGAACCGUCUUGCGGAAGCUGUCUUUUUCGCCCAGACAUACAAGCCUAGCCGUACCCCGGAGCUGGCCAUUCAGUGGAAACAGAGCCUCGAAAAGAGUGGCAAAUCCAAAGUUGCUCGUAUCAUCAGUGUUCCGCCAGGUGUUGAAAAUGCCGAUGAUGACUUGUUCCCUGAGUGGGACAGCUAUUUGAAGUUGGAGGCAGAAGGUGGUAUAAAGACCGCGAAUUUGAUUGAUGUUGAUGCUGAUGUUGAUGCUGAUGUUAAUGGUGAUGAGACGGCCACAGAGCAGCCCGUAGAGGAACCGGCAAAUGGUGCUUCUGAAUAA